Messenger RNA from Babesia bigemina, 5382 nucleotides. RefSeq names its product SAC3/GANP family protein, putative. The coding region runs from base 1 to 5382 and encodes 1793 amino acids. The record is from RefSeq and is a predicted model, not a curated record. Gene Ontology annotation, cellular component: transcription export complex 2; cytoplasm; nucleus. Gene Ontology annotation, biological process: mRNA export from nucleus. NCBI's taxonomy places the organism in Eukaryota, Apicomplexa, Aconoidasida, Piroplasmida, Babesiidae. The transcript is spliced from 2 exons.
AUGACGUGCAAUCCGCCGGACUACCUCUCGAUCGCUGAUCGCGAUGGGUCAGCUCCAGCUAGCCGGACGCUGCGCAACCAGCUGCUGCGUCCGUUGGAGGGCAGCGAGUUGGGAGCGACGAUCCUCAAGCACCAGGAAGUGGCGUCCUUCUUGCGCGGAAAGCAAACCGGCCGCAUGGUCGGCGAGGUGUUGGGCAUGUGCCCCGCCAAGGAGAUAAAGCAGAAGUUGGAGAUGAACACGGCGAGUGACCUCGAGCGCAUCUGCAGCACGAAGGUUAACCCGCGACUGGCGCUGAAGAGCUUCCAGCGUUCCGACGCAAGCCGCGUGUUCAAGCCGGAGGAGACCCGACCCGCGGUCUGGUGUCGUCGCACCAUCUUCAACAUCCUGUGCUACUUCGUGGACGCAGACCUGGUGCAGAAGCCCUACUUGAUGCCGAAGAAGUUUUCGUACCUGGACGUCUACAACUUCCUGCGUGACCGCCUGCGCAGCAUUUGGCAAGACCUCACGGUGCAGCACUGCACCAAGCACCGCGCCUACAUCGAGUGUUUCGAGAUCAGCAUUCGCUUUUUGAUUUACUCCAACGAGCAGCUUUGCGAGAAUGAGGAAUACGACAUCGCCCAGAACCGCGGCCUGCUCAACACGUGUCUAGACAAGCUGAUGGAGGGCUACGAGGCCGUGCACAAGUACAAGAAUGCCCGGAAGUCGAAGCGCCAGAUGGAGCAGCAGAGUGGCGCGAACCCGAACUUUGACGAGGUGAUGGACAUUCUGGUGUACCAGUCUCCGCAUGAGGCCGAAUUUUGGGGAUACCGGCUGCUGCUGCAUAUCCCCCAGCUUCUGCUUCCUGGCGGCUCCGCAACCUUUUGCGACAUCAAACAGCGCAUGCCGGAAUCACUGCGCGAGUCCCCGGUUGUGGCCUUUGCCGUGGAGGUGUGCCACACGGCUGCGUCGCGCAACCUGUAUCGCUACUUCACGCUGCUGCGCCGCGAGGACUGCCCUGCGCUUUACGCGGCGCUGAUGAACAGGUUCGCAGCCUGCCUGAGGGUCCAGUUCCUGGAGACCUUGGUUGUGUACAAGGUUGCGAAGAAGGGCGUGAACCCUAUGGACAUGGAAACUUUCAACUCGAUCUUCGGCUUCGACGGCGAACCUGCGGCUAGCGCCGAGAAGCUGUUCAAGAAGUACGAUAUCACCGUGUACAGCUCCGGCGACAAGCAGUUUUUGGAGUUUGAGGGCGCCAAUGCCAACCAGUUGACGUACGACAGCGCGGCGUUGCAGAAGCUGACCAACAAGUUCCAGACGACAAGCUCGGUGGUCGGCUCAAAGCUCGCAAGUUUUGCCUCACGCCAACUUAUCUUCGACCCCGAUUUUGAGUACCCUGAAGGAUUAGGACCAGACACCCCGGGAACGCCGUAUGUUGAGGAAAUUCCCCCGAAACCCGAGCCACCGGCUGCACCCGUCGAACCUCCGCAGCCGAAGUUCACUUUUGGCAAGUCUAGUUUUGCGGGCUUCCCUCCUGUGAGUGCGCCUAUUGGAGGCGGUUUACCAGCCGUUGGUUCAGGUUUCGAUCCCCCAGCGACGAGCAAAGUUGCCUUCUCAUUCGGGCAGCUGCAGGGUGCCCCGGAAUCCAAGCCAUUUAGCAUCUUCGGAUUCGGUGCGCAGGCCUCGGAACCUAAGCCGUUCGCAUUCGGACCACCCCCUACCGCGCCAGACCAGAAGAUCUUCGGGUUUGGCCCCGGAGCCGCGACCCCUGCAAACAACACUAACCCGUUUGCUUCAAGCUUCCCAACUCCAGGCAUGCCUCCACCAGCGCCGUCACAGCCGUUGCUGACCCAGACUGCAGCCACAACCCCUUCCAAUGACGUCAAGCCUUUCACAUUCGGCGCUACGCCCGAGCCCAAACCAAAAUUUACUUUUGGUGCUGCUCCCGCUGCUGCAGAGCAGGCUUCGGACAAGGCUGUACCUGCUCCGCCAGGCAAUACCGGUUCUGUCGGAACACCGCCCAAAUCUGCACGGCUACGUAUGCCGCCAUCGAGUGGUAUACGCGCAUCUACCCUGCCAGCAGAAUCGGGCAGCAAUGCCAAUGCGGUGAGUGGCGACAGCACGUGUGAGCCAGGGGAAAAGUCGUCGAAGAGUGCUUUCGGGCUUCAACCGCCACCAUCUGAAGACAAAGCAACGCCGAAACCGUUGUUUUCAUUUACGGUCAACAGCUUCUUCGGAAACGAAACGGAGCCCACGCUGUUCAAGCCACCAAUCACAGCAGCUGCGGGUAAGGAUGCCAACAAAGAGGCCGCUCCAGCAGCGGCGACCCCAGGAGUGAUCGAUGAAGUAAAGGCGUUGUUUGGUAUUACGGACCCCAAACCUGCGUUCCCCAACCUCUUCGGCAAGCAGACCACGGAUGCGGCUGCUCCGCAGUUGCCAUUAUUCGGCAACAUCCAGCCAACUCCGACUGCCGAUCCUCCUAGCGCUGCGAACGUCCCGCAGCCGUCGGCUCCAAGUGAGGAGGUAGAAAGUCACGAAUCAGCCCAGAGUGAGGAUGAACCCGAGGAUAUUUACUCGUUGGAAAGGGUCAUAGAAGCCUAUGAAAAUGCGAAGGCAGUCAAGCGAGUAAAGCUAAUACGACCCAAGCUCCCUGGUGACGUUAACUCCAUGCGUAUAGAAGGUGCCGUGCAGAUGUCUGCAGAUAAGCGUCUGCUGCAUCAUCUUCGGGACCUGGUGGGAUCACUGGUGGACCGUACAGUGACUGGCGCGAUGUUAGACCGACGCUUGCACAACCAGUUCGACGACCCGAUCGCUUUGUGUGGGUUAGAUGAGCCUGCGAGAAAGCGUUACCGGCGUUCGGUCAGGUCCCCGUCGUCUGAUGCCAACGUGAGUCAUGUGGAUGCCUAUGGAGCGUCGCCAACCUCUUCUCGCCGGGAUUUGGGAGAGGUCAAAGGAUUAUCGGCACGGCUAACCCCCGUUGAUGGCAUUAUGAGCGAAGGUGGCGUCAGGGACAGAGCCGCCCAUCGAUGUGUUGAGGUUCUCUACCUGAAUCGGCGCGGCAGCGAGCGUUUCCUGGUUAAAGCUUACAUCAAGCACCUGGUUGACCACGGGGUCAGGAGCAUCAUAAAGCCUUGUUAUACCUGUGAGUCGUGCUGGAGUAACAACGGUUACGACAUGCGAGACGUUUUAAAGAUGCUAGGCUCCUCAACAGUGCAGAUAACUAAAGGAGUGUACCGGCUGGCACGGUUCAUCGUCAGGCAUGCAUCCAGAGCCACAGUCAAGGUGGUCAAAUAUGUUCAUAAGCGGCUACGUGAUUCCCGAGGUGACGACAGCGAGACCGACGUUCCAUACUCCCCGCCACUGAUGCAUUGCGAUGGUGUGGGACAUCUCGACCUGGCCGUAGUCACCGAACGUGCAUUAAAAGACAUGGCUAUUUCGACCAGUUCGCGUGCACUUGCCACGGGGAAAUAUUUGGCGGGCGUAUACGGGAGUUCUUCACGUUUGGCGCACAGAUUUGCCGACUGCUUCAAGGAAUCGUUGAAUAGCGAUGCUUCGCCACUGGAACUGUUGCUACGCGUGGCCAUCAAAAGGUUGGAUUUUAUCGUUGGGAGCACCACUGCAAACAUGCAUGACAGUUUGGGCUACCAAGCACCCCUGCACACUUACAGCGUUUGGGGCACGGGCAUUUCUUUCCACGUGGCCUUCUUUGACCCCUUGUUGGUACGGAGUGAGUUGUUGGCAUCGUCACCUAGCGGGUCGAAAGGUCGCGACCUCACGGCUGAAGGGCCGCUCGGACGGUUAAUUGAGGAGUACCACAGUUCCGACUACUGCCUGCGUCUAAAGCAGGAUGUGCUGCACAUGUCAGGGUUUGAAAUUGGUGCCGAUCGUUUGUUCCUGGGUGGAUGCGCUUCGAGGCGGUUGGCGAUGCAGUGCUGUUCUGCCAGCCCGCUGCAAACACGGAAGGAUAGCGACCCCGAAAAGACUGCAUUGCCAUUAACGGUAGCGGUGUCUUUGAACUUGCGCGAUGAUGGCUUCGGCAUACAAAGGGAGGUUCGGUUUACGCCAUGCUCAAGAGAACAUACUGUGUCGUCUCUGUCUCACGGUCUCCAAACGAGCGGACCUCAUGACGGCGAUGUAAACGGUGCUACUGUGGCUGUGGAUUACCGUCUUUGCCACCGUUUUGAAGUGAUUCAUCCGGACGAUCCGAGGUACCAUAAUACGGUGUCAAUUGCUCUGUAUGCCCACUCGUGUCCCGUAUACAUCGGCAAGGAGGGGCUGCUGCACGAGCUGUUCACAUGCGCAGUAAUGCCAGAUCUGCCAACGGUUGCCGUCGGCGCUUCUGGUAUAGACUCCUACGGCGUCCUGUCAACGCUGAUGCAUGCCAGCGGGCCCGAAAUCGGGGGGCAGUACCGCACGUGCGUGGUGUGCUACCGUCUGUCCGUUUCCACUCUGGACCUGCUGACCUUGUACGAGUACUUCAACACGAGCCUGCCAAACACGGUGAGCGUGUGUGGUUGUGCUGAGAAGAACCGAGAGACAUGCGCGACGAGGCUUGAGCAGGUUCUGUCGUCGGUGGAGGAACAGAUGUUGGCCGAGGUCAUCAGGUACGCGUCCAGCGUUGGCGUGCCUGUUGACGCCAGCUUGAUGCGCACGCGCAUUGUGUUCGCAUGUGUUGGUUUCGAGCAGCAUUACGACGAGCAAAGCGCUUCCAAGGCCAUCUGUCCUAAGUGUAGGGAGCCGGAUACCCCCAGAGGUCGGGAAGCCACAAGUCAAGACAACAUUGCAUUACCCAACCACGGAAACGAAGUGUCUAAUAAUACGGGUUUCCAAUCGGUAAUACGUAUUCCUCGCAUGACGUACCCCGAGGGAUUCCGAAGAGGCCUCGAAAUGGCCGCUGAUGCGACUGUAAAAUCGCAAGCAGUGUUUGUGCUUCAGAACCCGUUCGCAAUCCCGGAUAUUCACACAUUCCUCUUGCGGCUUUUGAAGUCGUCGCAGUCGGGUGCCGAAGGCCUGUCUACGGAUCUUCCAGGAAUGCUAACGGCGUGCCUCGAUCGCACAAUAUCGCACGUUACAUCGCAUUUCGCCGUGAGCCACUGGGAUGUCAACACAAGCGCCGUUAUUCAGCAGGAUGUCGAAAUACCUGCUGAAUUCGGUAUAGAUGCUGAGCCGCUUUCGAGGUACUCCAAGGAAUCGUAUAUGCUGCUGCUGCGCGCCUUGCAGAUGGCGGCCACGGCCAGCUCCGGAGCCUCCCGUAAGAACGUUAAAGCGAGUAUGGCGGCUGCAGAACCGGACAACCCCGACGCCCUCAUCUCGAGAGUGCUGGACAAGGUCAUAGUGCGCACGUAUCACGUGCCGUAUUCCAUUGGCCUUUAUAUGGAUACCGUCGGUAGCAAGCAUUCAGCUUAG